AUGAACCAGGCUGGUACACCUGUGUUGGCGUGCUCCGUGUGCUCUGAAACCUUUCGAAGAGCCGAGCACCUGAAACGCCACAGUUUAACUCAUAUCGAUGACAAGCCACAUGCUUGUUUAUUCUGCGAUUCUCGGUACAAGCGGACCGAUGCACUGCGGCGACACUGGAAGACUUGUCCUCAACGAGUGGCUUCGGGUGUUCAGAUUCCAAAGCGCAGCUUAUCCGGAAGGCGAAAACAAGCUUGCGAUCAAUGUACCUCUCGUAAGCGAGCUUGCAGUACGGGCCAGCCAUGCUCUGAAUGCUUUCUGCAGGCCACGGAAUGUACCUAUCAUGGCGCACAAGGGAGGAGGCUCUCGGAGACAGGCGGUAGUCAGAGAGAGCCAGAUACAUUUGCAGGCAGCGGCAUUGUUUCAGAAGCCCUUCCACAGUCCAGUCGUCGUCAAAGACAAAAGGCCUCGGUGAGGAAUGACGACCUCAAUUCACAUACACCCAACGGACAGGCUUCGCGGGCUCGGUUCGAUUUCCUUCUCAACUUCACCAAAGCCACUGGACUCAACGAGGCGUAUAACUAUGCCCCAAAGAGAGGUCUGCCAUCUCCAGUCCAUGCAUAUUUCGAGAAUCUAGCAUCUGGAAGCCUUCCAUUCGAAGACUCUACGGUUUCAAACCCCUUCAGUUGCUACCUAGACGAAGUGGAAGCAAGUCUCUGGGGAGAUACUGAACUUUCCGAGCCUUUUACCGGCAACCAGGCUCGGCAUGUUUCUUCAUUGAUGGUUGAUAAGGCGAUCCAACUGUGGGAACUAAUGCAGCAUCCGUUAGAGAGCCGAGUAUCCUAUUCCCCUGAAAUGGUCGGUUUUUUCUCGCCGCAGAACUUGACGCGGUAUCUUGAUUUGUUCUGGAGUCGCUGGUAUCGGCAUUGCCCGAUCAUUCACAGAGCAACUUUUGAUUUGGGGAACUGCUCGAUUUUACUCUUUGCAACAAUGUCGCUUGUCGGGGCGUGCAUGUCUCCUCAACAAUCAGAUCAUCAAGGGGCAAAACAACUUUUGGAUGUGGUAGAAGAGCUCAUAUUCUCAAGUCCGCUUUUCUCAGAGGUUGCUUUCACUGGAACGAGGAAAGAUGAUCAAUUGGGAACCCGCCAGAAUGUCGAAACAUUACAAGCGGCUUGCUUCAUGUGCCUGUUGCAAAAAUGGGAAGGGAGUGAUCCCGCCAAAUUACGAAUGCAACGGCAUCGCUUCACUUCCUUCGUCGCGACGACAAGAGCAAUGGGCUUGUCUCAAGCAACCCACCGCCGAGGAAGCAUGGGUACAAGGAUCAAUGAUGCUCAGUGGAGAGAAUGGAUACUGAAAGAGGAGAUGAUCCGCACGUUCAACCAUAUAUUCCUGCUCGAUUCUGCAUUUGUGAUAUUUCACAACUCUGUUCCGCGAAUGGUCUUGCAGGAAAUGGCCAUUGACCUCACAUGCCCUGAACCUGUCUUCCAAGCAGCAACACCGGAGGAGUUUAUGAUUGCCAUCAAGUCCCAUCCUGCCCGACUUACGCCUCCUCUGCUCACCGACUGCGUUCGCACUCUAUGCGCGGACAGCCCCGAUGAAGCGAUACUUGCCCAUAUUCACAGCGAGAGUGCUCUUAAUUUGUUUACUUUUGCGACAGCAAUUCAUGGUCUCAUCUUCCAUCAACUUAGAGCGUUCUCCCCUCUUCCUCUGGCGACCGGCCCUCUAAAAAGGGCGCUUGAUCGCUGGGAGAAUGCGUGGACUAGUAAUACUGAGAGUAUAUUGCAUUCUAACAGCCCGAGCAACGACAAUCAAGAAUGCGCCUUCCCUCAGCGUGCCGGAGAAUUCGCUCUACUGGCGCGAGCCCACAUUGAGAAAUCACACCUGUCUACGGAGGAGUGGAACGCAAUAGUCAAGAAUCUGCCUGAACAUGUGUCACGGGAACCGGGUGAACAUCUAGCUACCUUCGAUCAAACGGACAUGGAUCCAGUGGCAGGUCUUAUAUUGGCUGUUGAACAUCUAGAUCUCACAUGA
Aspergillus puulaauensis is the source of this 2019-nucleotide messenger RNA. RefSeq lists its product as uncharacterized. Gene Ontology annotation, molecular function: RNA polymerase II cis-regulatory region sequence-specific DNA binding; zinc ion binding; DNA-binding transcription factor activity, RNA polymerase II-specific. The record is from RefSeq and is a predicted model, not a curated record. Gene Ontology annotation, biological process: DNA-templated transcription; regulation of transcription by RNA polymerase II. NCBI's taxonomy places the organism in Eukaryota, Fungi, Ascomycota, Eurotiomycetes, Eurotiales, Aspergillaceae. Gene Ontology annotation, cellular component: chromatin. The transcript is spliced from 6 exons. The coding region runs from base 1 to 2019 and encodes 672 amino acids.